ACGGGUCUUCCUCUAUGUCGUGUUGUCCCAUAGAUCCCACGUAGCUCAUCUGGGACUUAGUGACCACAUGACCGCGCCUGGCGCGUCUGUCAUUUCGUUCAGCGCAUUGUUUUGUUCCGUUCGCAAUUCGUGUCCCCCCAUAUGGGAAACGAUCCCCUCUAUAAUUGUGUUAUAAUUUUUCGUAGCUUUUUUUCACUGUUUUUCCUGUGUUGUAUUUGAUAGGUUGUUUCUUGUUCAAUGAGUAAAUUCCGUUCAUAGUUUUAUUAUAACCCGUCAGCGACUAUGGCGCAGGACAUUAGCAGUACACCUGCCGAGGAGCGACCCGGAGGAGGCGUGGAGGGAGAUUUAGACAUGGACUCAGUCUCCGUUAGUCCGUCGGACAGUGAAUUUGACGACGCGUUGGAGAUCAACCCGUUCGACGGAUUGCCCUACUCCUCGAGGUUUUACACGUUGCUCAAGGAGAGGACGGAUCUGCCGGUUUGGAAAGCUAAGAGUUACUUCAUGGACUGCUUAUCCAGCAACCAGUUUGUCAUAGUGAGUGGGUCUGCCAAGACCGGUAGAAGUUCUCAAAUACCCCAGUGGUGUACAGAGCUGAGCCUGGCGGAGCGUUACGAUCGCGGUAUGGUGGUGUGUACUGAGACUAGCGGCCAGCAGGCGGUGGACUUGGCCCUUAGAGUGGCCGACGAGAUGGACGUCAACAUUGGCCAUGAGGUGGGCUACAGCGUACCCCAGGAGACAUGCUGCUCUGGGGACACCGUGCUCAGGUUCUGUACAGACAGCAUGCUACUGAGGGAGAUGAAGGCGGACCCCCAGCUGAGGCGCUACGGUGUGGUGGUGGUGGACCAGGCCCACCAGAGGACCCUGGCCACCGACCUGCUCUUGGGCCUGCUCAGGGACGUGGGCAGGCGGAGGCCGGAGCUCCGGACGGUGCUCCUCACCUCCAGCCACCCUGGACCCAGGCUGCUGGCCCACUACCACGCUGGCUCCGCCCCCAGCUCAGUGGUGGGGCCGCACAUCCAGCUGGAGAGCCCCGCUGGGGGGGAGGUGGUGUUCAGUGGAGGUGCUGGUGGAGGCGGCGGUGGUGGUGGUGGUGGUGGUGGUGAUUGUGGUGACGGUGUUGGAGGAGGGGUUGGUGGUGGAGGAGGUGGAGUUACUGGUGUUGGUAGUGGUGGGGAUGUUUGUGGUAGAUGUGCUGGUGGAGGUCAUGAUGGAGGUGUGGUCGGUGGUGCUGAGGGUGGCGGUGACGGUGGUGAUGGUGACGGUGGUGGGGGAGAGGGUGGUGGAGAUGGAGGUACCGGUGGUGGCGGUGUUUAUGCUAGAUGUGCGGGUGGAGGUCCUGAUGGAGGUGGUGUCUGUAGUGCAGAGGGUGGUGGUGACGGUGGUGGGGGAGAGGGUGGUGGUGGUGGAGAUGGAGGCACUGGUGGUGGCGGUGUUUGCCGUAGGUGUGCUGGUGGAGGUCCUGAUGGAGGUGGUGUCGCUGGUGCAGGGGGUGGCGGUGGAAUGGGUGGAGGUAGUAUUGGUCGUGGAGGUAGCAUUGGGGCUGAUGGAGCUGCGGUCGAUGGUUCUGGGGGCGGUGGUGGAAGAAGCGGCGGUGAAGAUUACUUCUGCUCCUCUGUGCGUCUGGUUCUGGAGAUCCACCACUCCAAAGAGCAGGGCGAUGUGGUCGUGUUCCUGGUCACUGCACAGGAGCUGGAUCUGGCAUGUGACCUGCUCUGGCAGGAAGGCUCCAGUCUGCCUCCCGCACUGGGCCAGCUCUGCCCCACCCCGGUGCACCCUGGGCGGGCAGGGAGUCUACCCAGCCAGCCUGCCUCUGGAGGCCGACGGGUGUUCCUCACCUCCAGCCCCAGCGAGGACUUCUUCUGGGCUGUGGGCUCCAUAAAGUUUGUCAUCGAUGCUGGGCUCGGGGAGAGAUACGUGUACAUCCCCCGGAUCAGGACAUACUCUGCCAUCGUUCAGCCAAUCAGCAGGGGGGAAGCAGUCAGUCGCAGACAACUCACUGGCCCAACAGGCAAGUGCUUCUGUCUAUACCCCGAGGACCGGCUAUUGCCCGACGAGACACACCCACAUAUCCUGGAGUGUGACAUUACUUCCUCCGUGCUGUUCCUCAAGAGGAUGGAGCUCAGUGGCGUGGGCCCAUGUGACUUCAUCGACCGACCAGAGCCGGAGGGCCUGAUGCAGGCUCUGGAGGAGCUGGACUACCUGGCGGCGCUGGACGAUGACGGAAACCUGUCUGAGAUGGGCAUCAUCAUGUCUGAGUUCCCGCUGGACCCCCAGAUGGCCAAGACCCUCCUUGCCUCCUGCGAGUUCGACUGCGUGGACGAGGUGGUCACCAUCGCUGCCAUGCUCACAGCACCCAGCUGUUUCCGGGCUCCCUCGGUGGGCCUGAGAGCAGAUCCGUCCUGCCGGAGCCUCAUGAAGUUCCAGCACCCGGCGGGAGACCACUUCACCCUCAUCAACGUCUUCAAAGCCUUCCAGCAGAGCCGGCAGGACCCCUACUGCAGGGUAGAGGAGUGGUGUGAGGCCAACCACCUGAGCCUCUCUGCCCUGCGUAGCGCCGACCGCCUCCGGGACGAGCUCAUCCACAUCCUGAGGAGGACGGAGCUUCCCAUCUCCACGGCAACCUUCGGAUGUCGCAGCAACACCCUGAACAUCAAGAGAGCCCUGCUGGCCGGCUUCUUCAUGCAGGUGGCCCAGGAGACGGACGGCUCGGGGAACUACUUGAUCCUGACCAAUAAACACGUGGCCCAGAUACACCCCCUGUCGGGAUACGGAGCCAGGACCCCCAAGCUGGGGCUGCCGCAGUGGGUCCUGUUCCACCACUUCUCCUUCUGGGAGGACAACUGUCUGAGGACCGUCACACGCAUCGCUCCGGAAGAGUUUAUCGAGAUGGCGCCUCAGUACUUCUUCUACAACCUUCCACUAAGUGGGAGCAAGGAGUUUCUCCAAGACCUUCUGAACCACGGUUCUCCUCAUUCUCCAGGGAGGGAAACUGCUCCGUUGGAAGAGGAGCAGCAGGCGGACACGCGCUGUGUCGUCCAGUGACUUGUAUCCCCCGCAUAUCCGGAGCACACUUGAGGAACAUCCGAGGUCUGCCUCAACACAAUCAACUUUUAAAUCAGGGCUCAAAACGUUUCUACUUGCCACAGCUUUUUAUGUAAAUGUAGGUCCGACCUGGUUAACUUUUUACCAUUUACAUUUUUUUAAUAUUUUCUUCUAAAUUAAAAAGUAUUUUAUUGAUUGUCCUUUUUAACUUUAGUAGACAUGGGAUCCCUGCCUAUGUUAUUAAGCACUGACCAAUGUGUUUGAAGGGUGCUUUAGAAAUAUACUUGGCUACAUUACUGCUUUGGACACAUCUUAUGUGGAUUUUACAUCAGAGCAAUAAGGUUAUCCCUUAGCUCUGCUGUACAUCUCUAUGUAUUUCAAAUAAAUCAGUGUCAUUGCAUUACAUUAUGGUAAAAUUGUUGCAAUGAGCAGCUUAAUCACAUUCAUGUCAUAAAAUUCUCAGUUAUUGUUUCAUCUUAUAUUUUUUAAGAGAGGGAUCCUUUAUUCAGCAUUUGCACUUUACAAUAAAAACCUAAUUGAUCUUGGCUAAAUUCUGAUUCGUCAUACUAUUUUUUUCAGAUGCCCUCUUAACAACUUAACCCUCUCUCUCCGUAAUUCAUCAUUAUCUUACCAACUUAAGCUGAAGAUAUUAAUAUCAU
This is a messenger RNA of Gadus macrocephalus (Pacific cod), 3701 nucleotides long. RefSeq names its product putative pre-mRNA-splicing factor ATP-dependent RNA helicase DHX32. Lineage: Eukaryota; Metazoa; Chordata; Actinopteri; Gadiformes; Gadidae. Gene Ontology annotation, cellular component: spliceosomal complex; intracellular anatomical structure. The coding region runs from base 283 to 3042 and encodes 919 amino acids. The transcript is spliced from 11 exons. Gene Ontology annotation, molecular function: RNA binding. The record is from RefSeq and is a predicted model, not a curated record.